Molecule: messenger RNA, 2465 nt
Organism: Gastrolobium bilobum
Lineage: Eukaryota; Viridiplantae; Streptophyta; Magnoliopsida; Fabales; Fabaceae
Product: ABC transporter E family member 2
Exons: 12
Coding region: 159-1979 (606 amino acids)
Biological process (GO): translational termination; ribosomal subunit export from nucleus; translational initiation
Molecular function (GO): ribosomal small subunit binding; iron ion binding; ATP binding
Source: RefSeq, a predicted model, not a curated record
UGGGAACGUUCCCAGCACACGAUUCUCUCUCUAUCCGAUCACAUCCCUUCGGAAGAGAGUUUCACUCUUCAAUUUUGUUUUUGCCAGAAUUUUCCAUUCAAUCGCGAUCAUAACAUAACAUUCCCCUUUGUGUGAGUUGAAUAAGGUUUUAAUUCGACAUGUCGGAUCGGUUGACGCGUAUUGCCAUCGUGAGCAACGACAGGUGCAAGCCCAAGAAGUGCCGCCAAGAGUGUAAGAAGAGUUGCCCUGUUGUCAGAACCGGUAGAUUGUGUAUUGAAGUUACUUCUGCAUCGAAGAUUGCUUUUAUAUCUGAGGAAUUGUGCAUUGGAUGCGGUAUUUGUGUUAAGAAAUGCCCUUUUGAAGCUAUCCAGAUUAUCAACUUGCCAAAGGACUUGGAUAAAGACACCACUCAUAGAUAUGGUCCUAAUACUUUUAAGCUACAUAGGUUGCCGGUGCCAAGGCCAGGGCAAGUGCUUGGAUUGGUCGGGACAAAUGGAAUUGGAAAGUCCACUGCCCUUAAAGUUUUGGCUGGAAAAUUGAAACCGAACUUGGGUCGUUUCACUAAUCCCCCGGAUUGGCAGGAAAUUUUAACCUAUUUUCGAGGAUCUGAAUUGCAGAAUUACUUUACUCGUAUUCUAGAGGAUGAUUUGAAGGCUAUCAUCAAGCCUCAGUAUGUUGAUCACAUUCCAAAAGCUGUGCAAGGGAAUGUGGGGCAGGUGCUAGACCAGAAAGAUGAGAGAGAUGCGAAGGAGGAGCUUUGUGCUGAUCUCGAGCUUAACCAGGUUAUAGAUCGUAAUGUUGGUGAUCUUUCAGGUGGUGAGCUCCAAAGGUUUGCCAUUGCUGUUGUUGCCAUCCAGAAUGCUGAGAUAUACAUGUUCGAUGAACCUUCUAGUUAUCUUGAUGUGAAACAGAGGCUGAAAGCUGCUCAGGUUGUUCGAUCAUUGCUCAGGCCUAAUAGCUAUGUAAUUGUUGUAGAGCAUGAUCUUAGUGUCUUGGACUAUUUAUCGGACUUUAUUUGCUGUUUGUAUGGCAAACCUGGUGCAUAUGGAGUGGUAACACUUCCUUUCUCAGUCAGAGAAGGAAUUAACAUCUUCUUGGCUGGCUUUGUUCCAACAGAAAAUCUGAGGUUCCGGGAUGACUCUCUUACCUUCAAGGUUGCUGAGACUCCACAGGAAAGUGCUGAGGAGGCUCAGACAUAUGCUCGAUACAAAUACCCUACCAUGACCAAAACUCAAGGCAAUUUCAGGCUUCGUGUAGUUGAAGGAGAAUUUACUGAUUCUCAGAUUAUUGUGAUGCUGGGUGAGAAUGGGACUGGAAAGACAACAUUUAUUCGAAUGCUGGCUGGUUUAUUGAAACCUGACGCCGUAGAAGGUGGAGCUGAUGUGGAGUUGCCUGAGUUUAAUGUUUCAUACAAGCCUCAGAAGAUUAGCCCAAAGUUCCAGUCAACUGUUAGACACUUGCUACAUCAAAAAAUACGCGAUGCAUACACUCAUCCCCAGUUCAUAUCUGAUGUGAUGAAGCCACUUCUUAUUGAACAAUUAAUGGACCAAGAAGUUGUGAAUCUUUCUGGCGGAGAGUUGCAAAGAGUUGCGUUAUGUCUCUGUCUUGGAAAGCCUGCAGACAUCUAUUUGAUAGAUGAGCCAAGUGCAUAUCUUGAUUCGGAACAGCGAAUUCAUGCUGCCAAAGUCAUCAAGAGAUUUAUUCUUCAUGCAAAGAAAACAGCUUUUGUGGUUGAGCACGAUUUCAUCAUGGCAACUUAUCUUGCUGACAGAGUUAUUGUUUAUGAGGGUCAACCAUCAAUUGAUUGUAUUGCAAAUUCUCCACAAUCAUUGUUGACCGGGAUGAACCUUUUCUUAUCUCAUCUUGAUAUAACAUUUAGAAGAGACCCAACUAAUUUUCGCCCAAGGAUCAACAAACUUGAUUCAACCAAGGAUAGAGAACAGAAGUCUGCUGGGUCUUAUUAUUACCUUGAUGACUGAGUUUUUAUUUACGGGAAGUUGCUCUUUCUCCAACACAACAGUGCAUCAGUUUGAGCUUUUCAUGCGAUCUCAGCUUUAGUUCAUUUGAUGCCUUGACAUAUAAUGUUGUCCUUUUUCCCUUUGAAGGCAUCUUUCUCAAUGAAGAGUCUGCAUGCAGGCCAUAUGCUGGUUGGUGCAUUUGUAUAUGUUUCCCUAAUAUGUAGUGCAGUUGCUCAUCACCAGUUUUGGUAUGACUUAGGUGGGUGAAUCUGAAUACUUCAUGAGUUUAUAUUGGUCUUGGCUUUACUUUUGAUGUCCCAAAUUUAGAGGAACAUUCAUAAUGUCAGAUUGAGUUUAUUGCCAUUUUGGCUCUCAUAAUUUAUCAGUUGAACAUGUAACGGAGUAUAUGUUCACUCCAAUGUUCCUUGAUUUUGAUAGAUGUCUCCUGUUUGGAAUAUAUUGCCAGAGGGUUGAUAUUUUAAUGGUUAUCAUUACAGUUUUAGAUGA